Messenger RNA from Microplitis demolitor, 575 nucleotides. RefSeq lists its product as uncharacterized. Bases 26 to 454 code for a protein of 142 amino acids. Gene Ontology annotation, biological process: positive regulation of voltage-gated potassium channel activity; sleep; regulation of synaptic transmission, cholinergic. NCBI's taxonomy places the organism in Eukaryota, Metazoa, Arthropoda, Insecta, Hymenoptera, Braconidae. The transcript has 3 exons. The record is from RefSeq and is a predicted model, not a curated record.
CCUUUACUUUAAUUAAAUCAAGACAAUGAAGUGGAUAGUUUGUUUUAUAGUUGCGCUGAGUAUAAAUCUGGGAUUUAAAAAUGUUGACGGUUUGUUACGAAGAUGUGUCAACUGUAGGUCGAGAGGAGAGUUGGGAUCAUGCAAAGAUCCUUUCACGACAAAUAUUACAUUGAUUGAAAAGGAGCAUGGAGUUGAAACUAUUCCUUGUGCUUCUGGAUGGUGCGGUAAAAUUAUUGAAUCACCGAAUUUGAAUAAUGAGUAUGGUACAGCGACACAAAGAAUGUGUUUACAAAGAGGCCCAGACGACGGUGAAGAACGAUGUGCUUAUACAAUGAAGAAUUAUAAAAAUGUCUAUAUGUGUUUUUGUCGCGGUGAUUUAUGCAAUAGCAGCACAACAAUAACUCCUAAUAUUAUUUGUAUAAUUGCUCUGAUAAUAUUACAAGUGUCGCGGUGAUGGAUUGCCUUAAAUUCAAGUAACUGAAUACUUUACAAAGACUGUUAACGACAAUUGUACGUGUAAAUGUAAAUAUAAAAUCCAAAUAUAAGUACAAAUAAAUUUUAACUAAUAAUUUCAG